AAGAUACAAGAACAGUUCAAGAAAAAGCUUCCUUAGAAGAAAAUCAUGAAGAAGAAUCUUUAAAAUUCCGAUUUGAUUUGCUUUCUUCUAAACAUAAAUAUUUGAAAGGUCUACUAAUUAAAUAUUCUUCCCUUUUAUCUCAAGAACGUGAUAUAAAUGAAAAACUUGAAGGGACAAUCCGUCAGCUUAUAGAUGAUAUUUCAUUUAUUCGUUCUGUAGUGAAUAAUUCAAUAGUGGAAUCAGAACGAUUACGAAAACGCAAUAAGUUCCUUCAUGAUCAGUUGAUUGAAAAUGGAAAACUCUAUAAUUUUAAUGUGGAACUUGAACCUCUUAAUAUCAAUCCUACAG
This is a messenger RNA of Funneliformis caledonium, 348 nucleotides long. Lineage: Eukaryota; Fungi; Glomeromycota; Glomeromycetes; Glomerales; Glomeraceae. The record is from the annotation of a GenBank genome assembly.